CUUAUCUACUCCACCAGACCUUUUGGCCUUUAGCCAGCUAUGACUUCAAAUUCCCAUGCUUUCACAAAAUUGGUGGGCUGGCUUAGUUAAAGUGGAUGAUGACAUCUGAAAACAGAAGGUUAUGAUCCAAACACUCAGAGCUUUCUUGCUGCUGUGUUAAAACUGUAGGCUCAUGUUGUGAUGUGCACGGAUGCAAGUUUUUUUUAGUCAUUAAUCACCAACUUGUGCAUGCAAAGUUUCUCAGUUAUCCAGUUCAUAGUAUUUCCAAGUGCUAUACGAAGGAAACUGGACUCGCUUGAGGUUCAUGAAGGUGUUUCACCUCUAAUCCGAAAGGCUUCUUCAGUUCCUUGAGUUAUUCACAAACUUGUUUUUAAAAUAAGCCAUAUAAAGUCCAUACCUGGAUCAUGCACUGCUAUAUGGAGAAAUGUCUCUGGUAGCAGCAAAACAACACAACUUAAAUCUAGUUAAUUGCAAAAAAAAACAAAAAAACCUAACUUCUCAGGGAAAUACUUCCUGAUUGUUUUUGAAUGUGACCAGUGCCACUGUUGGUCACAAAGGUUUUCUCCAGCGCAGCAACAUUCAUAUACUGAGCUGCUGAGGCAGCAAGCUGGAGGCUUUGUUAAGUUUGUCUGAUGCCAGGUGGGGAGACAGUAAGCACAGAUAAAUCAGGGCUGAAGCAGCCUAAAUAUAAGUGACAUUUAGGUAAAACAAGUCCAACACUUUAACUAAAAUACAGGUUACCUGCAUUUAUAUUUGGGAAAUGGGUUUUAACACACAACAAGGCUUUUCCAGAGCAAAAAUAUGCAGAGCAAGUGUGGCCAUUUACAGUUUUUAAAUGCUUGGGAGACGCAAAAAUAGAAAUAGGAAAUACACACAAAAAAACUGAUUGUUGAGCCACUGUUCUGUUUUUGUGUUGUUUUUUUUUUGGCUAGUAAUCUAGAAAAGCAACCGUGUUUCUUGAAAUGGUUCUUAUUUUUUAAUGCCGUGUACUCCACAUUUAGACACAUCAGAUCUGUUUCACGUUUGCUGGUUUUUAUUUCUAAAUAGCAACAAUUAAACCACACCACUCCUGCUGAUUGGAUCUAGAUUUUGAAAAUCUGAGGAGAUGGACUGUUCAAAACUUCAGCGGGGGUGUUUUUGAUUGUAUCUCUUAAUGCAGUUAUUCUCCAAACAGUCCUGCAGUAACAUUUGUUAGAUCUUUUAGGACACAUUUGAUGAGGCCUUGCAUUUACUGGUUUGAUUCAUUCAGAGCCAGGUUUAAAAAAGGACGCUUUUGUCCAGCCAGGCUCCUGUGGCGGAUGAGAUAAGAGACCCUGUGAAGAUCUUUGAAAUACAGAGCUUUAAUGACAAGUUCAACUGACCUCUUGUUUCCCAUUUUGCAUUUAAAGCAACUGAUUCAUCGUCUUUUCCCUAGCAACCAAUCAGUCUAAUCCCAAUUUAUAGGGAUUUCUUUGAGCUCAUACGUGUGAUGUUCCGCCUGAACGCUUGGGUCUGAUGUUAAAGGUUUUUGUUUUUCUGCAUCCUAACCUGCUCCUGCACCCUCCCACACCCUGUCCAUUUGCAUGGGAACCCUUUACCGGGCCAGCUGCUGCUGAUGCCCUUUUCUUUCUUCAUGUUGAAUUCUAAUCAUUACUUUCAAAGGAAAGCGUCUCCAAAGCUCCUUUAUCAAGUGCUUGUACUGGGAGGAGGCAAGCCACUGUCCGACACCCACUCAGGCUGCUGCUCUUCUUACCACUUCUGCAAACCGGGAGCACUACCAAUUUAUAACCUGCUUCUUCAAGUUUGGAGCAAACAACGUCUGGAAGUAGUAGCUCUGCAGUGAUGCCAUGAGGUUGAUUUUGGUUAAACCAACCAACGCAACACGACGUCUUGACUCAACAGGCGAAGUCUUCCAUGAUAGGGACCAUGAGAAUUGCACCUCAGGAGGUCUGUCCCCUCGGACAAAGACCCCUGAGGGGAAGCGUGAUCAAUACUCUGGAAACUCAGUUGAAGCAUCUUCAUCCCCGCAGGGGUCGAGCCUGGGCUGUGUUUCAUCUUCACCCCACAAAAGAUCUAAUGGAAUCAGUCCUCCAAGAGUUUCAGCCCAGAUGUCGCCACUGAAAACCCAAAAUCUAACCUUAUCACAGCUGAACCAUCAGGACUGGCUGCUGCUCUGUGGCCAGGUUAGCAGUGUAGAUGAUUCAGCCUCAACAGAAAGAGCAGGGACCAGUGUGGGACAUCCAAACCACAAUGACAGAUGUGGCUGUUUCUGUCCUGAUACACAGCAGCAUACAGAGGCUUCUACUUUUCCACCACAAUCAAAACAUGGUACAAUCCAAGAAUGUCUCUCCAGAGUUGCAAAUAAGAGGAGCCUUUCAUCCUCAACAGACACCCAGUCUUUCUCUCAAAUUACCCAAAGUUCAACCUCUUGCCUGGUUUUACCACAGCAAACAAACCGAAAGGAUCUUUGGAAACUUGCAACAAACCAUCCACAGGAUAAUUUCAAACCUCAGUGCAAUGACCCAGAAGGUCAAAAGGAGCUUGUGCAGCAGCAACCUUGCAAUCGUUUUAAACUCAAAGACAGCAGCCAGGCAACCUGUCCAAAUUUGUUCAACAUUCCUCUAAACUUUGUUGAGUGUGCAGAGACAAAUCAGAAACUUCACCAAAGGCCUCAGCCUGCUGUGGGUGCAGACCUCAACUGGAGAGAGCUUUUCCGUAAAGAACCACUGUUAGUUCAGCAACGUCAAAAGCGAGACUCUCACGACUCGAUAACUGGCGAUCAAACCUUCAAGCCAUCUAGGGAUCCCUCAAUUGUCCCCAAGUGCCGUCAUCUACCUUACAACCCUCCGACCACUACUCCUCGGGUGAAGAGGUCAUAUACACCAGCUACUGACAAAAGUAUACAAUCCCUCUCCAUCAGCCAGUAUAGUUCACUUGAGAACCAGGAUUUUGUCAAAGACAGAGCUAGAAAGCAACAGAGUCAGACAAACUCUCAUCACCUCAGUGGAUCAAAACUCUCCCUCCCUAAGCAUACUCCCCUACCAUCAGACAACUUAGAAACUAAUAACACAGUUAAUGGGGAUGCAGUGCGGCCGCUGAGCAGCCAUGGCACUUUAAGUGCCAGUCUGACAGAUCUUGACUCAGGCCAACAGCCUCUUCAGCAUCUUCACAGUGCCAUCCUCGAGGACGUCUUCUCCAAAGUCAUCAGAGAAGACUCCAGUAAGGCCAACAGUGACAACCUGACCAGGGAGGAAGGCAGCGUACCGCAGAAGAAGACUAAGGACAUUAGCUACCGGCUGGGUCAAAGAAGAGCUCUUUUUGGGAAGCGCAAACAGUUGAGUGACUACGCCUUGGUCUUUGGGAUGUUUGGCAUCAUUGUCAUGGUGAUCGAGACAGAGCUUUCAAGGGGAUUUUACAGCAAGGAAUCCAUAUAUUCAUAUAUACUGAAAGGCCUGAUCAGCCUUUCUACUGCUAUUCUUCUUGGACUCAUUUUGAUGUACCAUGCAAGGGAAAUCCAGCUCUUCAUGGUGGACAAUGGGGCAGAUGAUUGGAGGAUAGCUAUGACCUUUGAGCGGAUUCUCUUUGUUAUGUUGGAGCUUCUGGUCUGUGCCAUCCAUCCAAUCCCGGGCCAUUAUGUGUUCACCUGGACAGCUCGACUGGCCUUCAGCUACACAGCAUCAGUAGCGGACGCUGAUGUCGACAUCAUCCUCUCUGUGCCGAUGUUCCUGCGCCUCUACCUGAUUGGCCGGGUGAUGCUGCUUCACAGCAAACUGUUCACAGACGCUUCUUCCCGCAGCAUUGGGGCGCUCAACAAGAUCAACUUUGACACCCGUUUUGUGAUGAAGACUCUGAUGACCAUUUGCCCUGGCACAGUCCUGCUGGUCUUCAGUGUGUCCUGUUGGAUCAUCGCAGCAUGGACUGUGCGUGUAUGUGAGAGGUAUCAUGAUGCACAGGAGGUAACUAGCACCUUCCUUGGAGCAAUGUGGCUGAUCUCCAUCACCUUUCUGUCAAUCGGCUAUGGAGACAUGGUCCCUCACACCUACUGUGGAAAAGGUGUUUGCCUGUUAACAGGAAUUAUGGGAGCGGGCUGUACUGCUUUAGUUGUUGCUGUUGUUGCAAGGAAGUCAGAACUCACCAGAGCCGAGAAGCAUGUCCAUAAUUUCAUGAUGGAUACUCAACUUUACAAAAAGAUAAAAAACACCGCAGCCAACGUGUUGAGGGAGACGUGGCUCAUCUACAAAAACACCAAGCUGGUCAAGAAGAUUGAUCGUGCAAGAGUACGCCACCAUCAGCGUAAAUUCCUGCAAGCCAUCCACCAACUGCGAAGAGUCAAAAUGGAGCAAAGGAAACUAACUGACCAGGCCAAUACAGUUGCUGACCUUGCCAAGACUCAGAACAUGAUGUAUGAUCUGGUGUCGGAGCUGCAGCAUCGAAGCGAGGAGAUGGACAGGAGGAUUGUAGCUCUGGAAGAGAAACUGGACACCAUCCUUCUCAGUGUGCAGUCACUGCCCGUUGUGCUUUCUCAAGCGAUAACAAAGCUACAAAAGGAUUUCCUGGACGACUUGGCUUGUCGUGUCCACGUCCUGUCAUCCUCCCUGAGCUCUGAGUGCUGUCCGGUCCCUGCCCGGCAACUUUGUCCAGGAUCCACCACACGAGAGACACCUUCCAGCUGAUAGGCUUCGCUCAGUGGUUUCCCUCUUACUCUGCAACCUUUUUUUUAUGCUGAAGGAUUUUCUCAACAUGCACUCUUCCUUUACUUACACUGUGCUACACAAUCAUACAGUUACACACAUUCACCCUGGGAGUUACAGCUACAGAGUCAUGCCGCGGAGCUCCAAUGAGAGGGGAAGUGUUUCAGUCGGGGGGCUCUAGAGGAAGGAAACGGCAUCAUUCCUGCGUUUCCAAAGCUCAGAAUUGUUAGUUCAGGGACUGGGUUUUCACCUGUUAAUAGACAAACAUUAGUCCAUACAGCCUCUUUUGAUUGCCCCCAAGCGAACUCUAUACUGAAUUCGAGGAUGUUCAUAGAGAAUUAAAGUAUAUCUGUCAGCUGUUACAUUGAAUCCAUGAUUAAAGAGCUUAUCUUAUUCAGUGUGAUCUAGCUAAACCCCAGGCCCUAAAGAAAUGUGAAUGAUAUUAUUCCUAUUUUUGGGGUUGCAACACACAUUGGUCACAUUGAACACUAUCGGUCCUCAGACUUCAUGUCCAAGGACAUUUGCUCUAGGUUUUUCAAGCAAGCAGGUUUUUUAAGCCUUGCCUUUUUUGGCUUCCCAAUCAGCAUUUAAUUCAAAAAAGUAUUGUGGGGCUUCUUACCUUGUUAUGUAUGUAGAUGAACAGAAAGCUACCAAUAAAAGUUGAAGACAGCUGAUUGCCUUUGAGGUUUUUACUGCAAGCAACUGUGAAACUGUGAAAGCAGCAUGGGACUAAAAAUUCAAUGAUAGUGAUUACAGAAUUUGACCAAAAAUAUUAAAAAAAUUAAUUAGCACAGUAACACGAAAACACAGUGAAAGUGAAAGAUCAACAUUAAGUUUUCAUAGCAAGUACAACACAAUAGUUAAACUUGUAAACAUACACAUUAGGUCCACCAGAGUAAAAGUUAACAUGUAACGAUGAUCCUAACAGUAAUUCAAUAGUUAGCGUUACUUAGAAUGCUGCAUAGCAAUACAUUAGCCCCAGACAGCUAGCUUAGUUGGAUAGCAGAAAGCUGAUCGUAGAAAAACUAAAUUCUGCUAAAUCACAAAUAGACAACAGUUGUAAUAAAAGGAGCACUUGAAGACAAUUCUCCCACAAGAGCAUUUGCGGAGUAGCUGGAUUAAUUUGAUGCCAAUAUUUUUUUAGACGCAGCUCUGACAAAAUGGUGGACGUUAACAAUGUCAGGGAAGUUGCUAUUGAACUCUGUCAGUAAUGGUUGCUAUGUCAACUGAAUGUUCAACUGAAACCAACUGCUGGUGGCAAAACACUGGGACUGGAAAAGGUUCCCUGAAAUAUUAAGAAGAGCAGCUUUGACUACUGAAAGUCGAUGGUCACCACGGGGUUAGAGAAUUCGGCUUGUCGUCAUCGGGUUCCUAGAGGCUGAACUGGCUGUGAAAAUGAUGAGAAAGACUGCUUCCACUUGAUGGUUAAGGUUUUAUAGGGUAGCUCCCAGGAAUGAACGUGUGAACCUGUACUUAUGAAAAGCAGAGCAAUACAGGUUUAAAAAUAAAGAUUAAAAUGCCUCUACAGAAUGUACUGUAUUAUUCACUUACUAUUGUACUGCUCAGUCAAGGCUGCUGCAGUUUGUAAAGAAUGCUGCAGACUGACUUCUAACUAGAACUAAAAAAAAAGAUUCUUAAGAUAAGGCUCAUUGUUUCAGUCCACCAAUUCUCAUCAUUUUCAUCCAAAUCCCAAUCAGUGCUGUUUUUGUGUCCCCAUACAUCCAAGAAUUGUUGUUUCUCUUGCUCCAUUAGUUUUCUGCAUUUUAUUGUAAAUGAGGUCCUCCAGUGGAGAAAAGUGAUUGGUCAUAGAGAAGAGAUUUUAUAAUAUUUAUGAUUACUUGCAAAGCAAUAAUGGUCCGGUGCAAGCUAAGAUUUUCAGAGCUUUUAAUUGCUUGUGAGAAGAGUAGUCUCCGACGGUCAGACGAAACUGCUCUGGUUGUUCCGAAUGCCAGUUUAAAGCCUAGAGGGGAAGAAACAUUACAGUCAGGGCACCUAGAAUUUAGAGCAGUUUGCCUGAAGGUAUAAAGUUCAUUUAACACUGUAACUUGUUUCAAGGGCCACCUUAACAUUAUUAUUACAAUAAUAAUUAAUGUACUCGCUUUACACACAUUAUGUAUUUUAUGUUUGUUUUGUGCCCAUUUGAGAUAUAAUUUCCACAUGGUGUUUUGUGGCUUCUGAUACAUUUUAUCAUCUAGGCCUGUCUAU
Molecule: messenger RNA, 6875 nt
Organism: Xiphias gladius (swordfish)
Lineage: Eukaryota; Metazoa; Chordata; Actinopteri; Istiophoriformes; Xiphiidae
Gene: kcnn1b
Product: potassium intermediate/small conductance calcium-activated channel, subfamily N, member 1b
Exons: 10
Coding region: 1827-4652 (941 amino acids)
Biological process (GO): potassium ion transmembrane transport
Cellular component (GO): neuronal cell body; neuron projection; plasma membrane
Molecular function (GO): calmodulin binding; small conductance calcium-activated potassium channel activity
Source: RefSeq, a predicted model, not a curated record